UGCAGUGAAAUUCGGCGCGAAACCUCCCUGGCCUGGAUUGGUCUGUUCCUUCCAGGUUACGUUUGUUCUGGAAUGCCCCCUGUUCCCGCCCUACUGUGUUGACAAUUGUGCUAUCGGCCCCACCCCCACCCUGGGCAGAGAAGUUACUAUGCCUGAGGUUCACUUUCAUUUUGAUUUUGGAGUCUUCUUGGAACCUUCAGCUUUGGGCUAAGCCCAGGCCCACCUUCAGUGUAACUGCUUCCUCGACUUGUUUUUAUAAUUCUCUGCACUCUUCUACCUGUGAUACCGGAAGCCUUCUUGCUCUAACAUCAAGGCUGAAGUCCAGGGGAAGAGCUGAAGUUUCUGCUGUCUCAUGAACUUAAUGGAGAAUCCCGAUAGUCCAGACUCCAUAGCUGUGGAGUCCAAGAUCAAGACUGAAAAUGAGCCAGAGGAGGGAUCUUCCCAGGGAGUGAAGAUUGAAAGACUUGGCAGUGUGAAUGAUUACUCCUCUCUUUGUGGGAAAUGGGGUGAAAGUGAGAGCCAGGUGAAAAGUGAGGAAGUAAAACAGGAGAGUGAUGUAAGAAAAAUCACCAAAGGCCAGAAGAUUCCAACUAGAGACAAAUGUUAUAACUAUAAGGAAUAUGGAAAAGUCUUCCCUCCCUAUUCAAACUUUUCUGAACAUCAGAAAGUCCAUGCUCUUGAGAAGGCUUAUAAAUGUAGUCAAUGUGGGCAAACAUUUACUCACAAGUCAAGACUUAUUCAACACCAGAGAAUUCAUUCUAGAAAGAAGUGCUAUAAAGGUAAUGACUGUGGGAAAGCCUUUAGUCAGACCUUAACCCAUGCUUCACAUCAGAUGAUUCAUAGUGAAGAGAAACCAUAUAAGUGUAGUGAAUGUGGGAGAUCCUGUCUCAAAAACUCAAUUCUUAUCAGGCACCAGAGAAUUCAUACUGGAGAGAAGCCUUAUAAAUGUCAGGAGUGUGGGAAAGCCUUUACUGAGGUGUCAACACUUAGUGUACAUCAGAGGAUUCAUACUGGAGAGAAGCCUUUUAAGUGUAAUGAUUGUGGGAAAGCCUUCAAUAGAAGUACAACCCUUGUUAGGCAUCAGAAAAUUCAUACUGGAGAGAAGCCCUAUAAAUGUGACAAGUGUGAAAAAGCCUUCACUGGGAGCUCAAACCUUAUUUUACAUCAGAUGGUUCAUACUGGAGAGAAGCCUUAUACAUGUAAUCAAUGUGGGGAAGCCUACACUAAAAACUCAAACCUUGUUAGGCACAUGAGAAUUCAUACUGGAGAGAAGCCUUAUAAAUGUGAGGAGUGUGGGAAAGCUUUCACUGAGAUGUCAAAACUUACAACACAUCAGAAGAUUCAUAGUGGAGAGAAACCUUAUACAUGUAAUAAAUGUGGGAAAGCCUUUACUGGAAAUUCAAACCUUUCAAAACACCAGAAAAUUCAUUCUGGAGAGAAGCCUUAUAAAUGUGCUGAAUGUGGGAAAGCCUUCAGUCAGAGCUCAGUGCUUUGUAGGCAUAUGUUGAUUCAUAGUAGAGAGAAGCCUUAUAAAUGUAAUGAAUGUGGGAAAGCCUAUACUCGAAAGUCAAUCCUUUUCGCUCACCAGAGGAUUCAUACUGGGGAGAAGCCUUAUAAAUGUAAUGAAUGUGGGAAAGCAUUCACUCAAUAUGCAACCCUUUUCAAACAUGGGAGAAUUCAUACUGGAGAGAAGCCUUACAAAUGUAGUGAAUGUGGGAAAUCCUUCACUGAAAAGUCAAGCCUUUUCAUCCACCAGAGAAUUCAUACUGGAGAGAAUCCUUAUAAGUGUAAGGAAUGUGGGAAAGCCUUCCGUAGAACCUCAAGACUUAAUAAACAUCAGAGAAUUCAUACUGAAGAGAAGCUUUAUAAAUGUAACAAGGAAACCAAGGUGGUAGAAGAGAGGCAGCCACCCAAAUGGAACUCUCCCAAAAAACCUUCAAAAUAACAACUCAAAUUUUGAAGCAGCAGAGCCAAGAAAAGCUCAGAGUGAGACAUUUUUUCAUCCUGAGACAUUUUAGGAGGUCAGCUCUUCUUUCCAAGGUGGUAUGAUAAGGGAGAGGUGUGGUCACUGCCCUCUUGGUCUGUGCUCCCUGCUUUACUCAGGAAGGGCCCUAAGCCCCUGCAGUCGCAAUUGCUAGUGCUCCUCUUGGCCCUGGAACUAUGACCCCAUUCCUUGCUCUCCUGCAGCCAUAAGGAUUAGUGCUCCUUGUAGAUCCUUAUUACUGCCCUCCAACUAGCUCUGAAAAUAGUAGCAUUCCUCCCUAAGGAAAAACCCCCAGGAGUAGAUGGAUUGACAAAGGAAUUUAACAAAUAUCUCAACUGUUUCAAAAACUAGGUGAAAAAAGAGCCCUAUCAAAUUCCUUCUAUGACACAAAUAUGGUCUUGAUACUGAAAUCAGAGAAAGCCAAAAUAGAGGGGGGAAAACUAUACAACAAUUUUCCUGAUAAAUACUGAUGCAACUGUUUUAAAUAAAAUGCUAGCAAGGAUACUACAACAACAAGUCCCAAAGAUCAUACACUGUGAUGAAAGUGUUUUUCUACCAGGAACACAGGACUGGAUGAAAACUGUGGAACUACUGAGUUUAAUUGACCAAUGACAAAAACAAAAGCUAGAUUAUUAUUUCAAUAUUAUUCAAUAUUUUACUAGAAAUGCUAGCUACAGCAAUAACAUUAAAAAAAAUUGAAGGAUUCCCUCAAUGCGCAACCCUUUUCAAACAUGGGAGAAUUCAUCCUGGCAAGAAGCCUUACAAAUGUAGUGAAUGUGGGGAAUUCUUCACUGAAAAGUCAACCCUUUUCAUCCACCAGAGGAUUCAUACUGGAGACAAUCCUUAUAAGUGUAAGGAAUGUGGGAAAGCCUUCCGUAGAACCUCAAGACUUAAUACAGGCACCUCCUGUACCCUGCUCUGGAGAUUGCCAACCACAACACUUUCUAGAGGAUAUGGGUCAAUCUAAUCAUAACAUUAGGCCUCCUGGUGAGGAGCUGAUGCAAGAGGAUAUCAGCCUAUCAGAAGUGAUAUAUGUUUAUGUUCAAGAACAGUAACUGCAAAUGCUCUAAAAGAGUUGUUCUGUCUGUCAGUUUUAUCCUUGGCUACUGGGGAGCCUUGGAUCUCAUUUAUUGUCAACUGCUAACUUUGCUAAUAAAUUGAUCAUUC
Phascolarctos cinereus (koala) is the source of this 3151-nucleotide messenger RNA. Lineage: Eukaryota; Metazoa; Chordata; Mammalia; Diprotodontia; Phascolarctidae. The record is from RefSeq and is a predicted model, not a curated record.